Messenger RNA from Phytophthora nicotianae INRA-310, 234 nucleotides. RefSeq lists its product as hypothetical. The coding region runs from base 1 to 234 and encodes 77 amino acids. Gene Ontology annotation, molecular function: protein-containing complex binding. Gene Ontology annotation, biological process: actin filament organization; regulation of actin polymerization or depolymerization; cell motility. Gene Ontology annotation, cellular component: SCAR complex. The transcript is spliced from 4 exons. NCBI's taxonomy places the organism in Eukaryota, Oomycota, Peronosporomycetes, Peronosporales, Peronosporaceae. The record is from RefSeq and is a predicted model, not a curated record.
AUGUCAACGAAGGCGUCGGUGCUUCGCGAGGACUGGGCGACGGCCGAGCAGAUGGAGCGUGCGCAGCUCCAGUUGCUGAACGUCGUCGACUUCAUCAACAAAUUUCACGCAAGCGCUAAAACCCGACUAGCUGUUUUGAGCGAGAAGAUGACAGCUAUCGAGAGAAAGCUGAGACACGUUGAGAAUGCAGUGCGUAAGGCGCGAAUUCUGGCAGCCAUGGACCCAGCAGAGUAA